Messenger RNA from Lachancea nothofagi CBS 11611, 2169 nucleotides. The record is from the annotation of a GenBank genome assembly. Lineage: Eukaryota; Fungi; Ascomycota; Saccharomycetes; Saccharomycetales; Saccharomycetaceae.
AUGGGCCUAGGAAUCCAUAGAAAAAGUCAAAAGGUGCCUGACCUGUCGCGCUACGACUAUCAUUACCAGCAAAAGGCGAACUCGGGCCCUGGCAAUGAGCUAUCUGCAGCUGCAGCUGCCUCGGCUGGCAGAAGCAAGUCAUUAAUUAACUCAUCGUCAGCCAAACCUCAAACAAGGCCUCAAGGCGUACAAGGCCGCAGCUACAGUCUUCGACAUGGUGGAAAUGCAGGGCUCUCUCGGCCAAACUAUAAUAGUUCCGAGCGACUCGGCUCCCUUACGAAAAAGCGUCCCCCGGUAAACCCGUCGUCUAGGAGCAACUCGAUGGUGACGGUGCAGACGACUGAAAUCAAGGAUUCUAUGGGCAGGACACAAUCAAUCACCAAGAGGACGGUCCGGCGUGUCAAUGGCUACGAAUACGUAGAGACGAGAACAACCACCACCACGGGAGGGCCGCAAGACCCUGAGAAGCACUUUAACGAAUUUACAAGUGAUUUUUCACAGGACUUUGAAAACCAUCAAGAACCGAUGGAUCUCGACGUUGAGCCAGUGAUUACAGAUUCCCGCAUAAACUCCGGGGUUUCAGACAUCCUUAGAGAAGAAGACGAAGAUGAAGAUGCUGACGACGCAAACUUUAGUGAUGCAAUGGACUACAUACCUCAGCCGAAGACUUCCAGCCCUCGCAAUGCCCCAGCAACGAGCAGAUUGAAGAAAAGUUCCAAACCAAGGCAGGUAUUAAGCGAGGAAGAACAAUACGCAAAGGCUCUAGCGGCGGCACAGAAAAAAGUGUAUGGCGACAGGCCCUUAGACAAUAUGGGAUCGCCUACGCUACCACGCUCUACAAGAAGAAUGAGUUCUCUCCGGAGCCCUCCGCCUGCUGCGCCACCGAUUUCUGACGUUAAUCGCAAGAAUUCUUCGCGGAAAGUGUUUGCGUCACCAAAGCGGGACCAGUCAAACUCUAUAAGCGAUGUGAGACGGCCAGAAAGAACACCAACAACACACAAAAACCAAUCUGCCAAUUUAGGAGUCUCUCCCAAAGCUCGACGUAUGAGUGAUAGUGAAAUGUAUGCGAAAGCGCUGGAAAUUGCACGCAGGAAAUACAAUGUGGAAGCAGCAUCGAAUGAUGCGCAACAACCCAAACAAAAACCUGAUCAAUGGUCUACUCAGCAAACCGAUUUUACUCCAGCUGGUAAACCCAGCGGUUCCAAUUCAAAGGUAAAGAAUUUCUUCAAUAGAGUUGCACAAUUUAGUCAGGACAAUUAUGGAUACCAAAAUAAGAAGAAUUGGCAAAAUGGUGCGGCUAGGGAGAGCGCAUCAUUCGACGAAUCCGAAAAGAGGAAUCGGGAGCCGCUAGAUUUCAAUGACAUUCGUCAAGAUAAAGGUAUCGAGGACUCCACAAGUGACAAGAGAUUUCAAGCUAAGGUAAAUAAUGUCGUUCAGGACAAACCACAUGCCAAGAAAGACGAUGCUUCUGCUUUUGAGAGAAAUGAUGACGCUUGGUCAGAUAAAGUUGGGCAUGUGCAUGUUGAUCCAGCCCAUGUCGAGCCGGCACAUGUCGCACUGGCACAUGUUGAGCCGGUACAUGCUGAGCCGGUACAUGCUGAGCCGGUACAUGCUGAGCCGAUACAUGCUGAGCCGGUACAUGCUGAGCCGGUACAUGUUGAGCCUGUAAAAGCUAAACUUGUUAAAUCCGAAGUUGCGGAGGUUGAACCAGCACUUGUUGAGCCAGUUCAAGUCGCGCCAGUGGAUGGUAAACUAGUGGUUUCCAAACCAGCUGGCGUGGACGCAGUGUUAGUGCGUUCAUCUAAAGGCACCGCCAACGCGGUGCGGAAUCACAAUUCUGAAUCUGCUCAAAUUCCUCUUCCUGAUUCGAAAUCUUCAUCGAAAGCUACGAACGGCAACAAUGCGCAAAGCCCGGCGUUUUCAGCUGAGCUUCAGCCACCCGCUGCCCUUGCGUCUUCGGUGUCGAGUUCGCAAGCCAAUUUCUCAAGACAGAGCGUUAGAGGAUCUGUACUAGGCCAAUUGGAGGACACACUAAGGCCCAGCAAUAACAAUGACAGUAUUAAAGAGGUGCCAGAGACUUCACCAUCCGAACAACCACUGAAAGCACGGAAACUCAAUUUCUUUCAAAAACUGUUCAAGCGGUCGCGCAAAAAUGCCAAGCACCACUAA